Macrosteles quadrilineatus (aster leafhopper) is the source of this 9016-nucleotide messenger RNA. RefSeq names its product DNA polymerase zeta catalytic subunit (gene DNApol-zeta). Gene Ontology annotation, biological process: double-strand break repair via homologous recombination; error-prone translesion synthesis. Gene Ontology annotation, cellular component: zeta DNA polymerase complex; nucleus. Lineage: Eukaryota; Metazoa; Arthropoda; Insecta; Hemiptera; Cicadellidae. The transcript is spliced from 29 exons. The record is from RefSeq and is a predicted model, not a curated record. Gene Ontology annotation, molecular function: DNA-directed DNA polymerase activity; nucleotide binding; DNA binding. The coding region runs from base 336 to 8555 and encodes 2739 amino acids.
CACAUUUCCCAUCAGCCGUCAGCCCUAUCUUUGCUCUUGCUCCAAGCUGUUAAAUUUGUGCGUGGAUGUCAUAAAUAUUUUUCUGCGAUCUCAAUUGCACCACCAUUGAGAAUACCUCAUUUUGGACAUUCGCUUGUUUCUUGGUAAAUAUCAUUACUAUUCCAAUUAAGAACAUAAAUCCUUACAAAUGAUGUCGUGUCGAAAAUGAAAUUUGUUGAUGGAGGAUUUCGUGUGUGGCCUUGAAGAAACUUGAAAAUGUGAUACUUUGUUGUUGGAAGACAUGCCCUUUUUGGAGCAAUAUAUUUGUUGUUUUGGUAUUUGUAACAUGAUAUGAAAUGUUUUCAUUGAGGAUUGUCAAUGUAGAUCACUACAUGUGCCCGCCCAAAUCAGGGCUAGACUUAACCUACUCUCAGUUCAGAGGAUCCCAAAUUAAAAGUGUACCAGUGUUCAGAGUUUUUGGCUCCACUCCUUCAGGUAACAAGACCUGCCUACACGUCCAUGGGGUCUUCCCCUACAUUCUGGUGCCGUAUGGUGGGGAAGAGGACGCAGGGAGACUUAUGUAUCAGUUGGCGUCAAGUUUGGACAAAGCCAUCAACAUAUCUCAAAACACCUCCCAUUCUAGUAGACAACAUGUGUUCAAAAUUGUCCAGGUUUCUGGCAGGCCAUUUUACGGUUACCACAGCAAAGACCAUCAAUUCUUUAAAAUAUUUUUCUACAAUCCAUUAGUUGUGAAAAGAGCGUGUGAUUUAUUACAGAACGGAGCCGUUUGUGGGACCAAGUUUCAGAUCCACGAGGGUCAUGUGCCUUUUACUCUCCAGUUCUUCAUCGACUACAACUUGUAUGGAAUGAGUUUCAUCAAUGUUAAAAGUGUAGUUUACCGCAAAGACGCAAGCCCUCCCGGGAUUACCUCUGGAACUUUACUGAAGGAGAGUUGUUGCGAGUUGGAGGCUGACGCAGUAGCAGUCGACAUCCUCAACAGACUUACUAUUGAAGGCGAGCUUGCCGUAAACCCGGGUCUAGCAGCCAUCUGGAAGGAGGAGAAGCAGAGACUGAAGAGGGAUGCGUUGGACGUCUCCCAGCGACCCGAACCUCCAUUGGCCAUGAGCGAGGUUCUUCUAAGAGAGAAACUCAGGGAAAACCUCAAAUACCAGGGCAAGUGUAAAACUCCAUUAAAGGAAAAGAUACCGUAUCCUGUGGAGACCCAGAGGUCAAGUGGUAGUGACAUCUUGGACGCCUCGGUUCUCAACACACAUUCACUCUCAUCUCUGGCUUUGUCCAUGCCAGACCCAGCCGAAGAGACAACCAUCAUCGAUGAAGAACUUGUAUUUAAUCUCACACAAAGCUCUUUAUUAUCCAGCUCGAUGGAUCAAUCUCUUAUGAUGGCAUUGGACAAUCUAGCAGCCCAGAAUGAGAUAAAUGCUGCCGUGUCUCAAAAUGUGGAAGACGACAGCAUCCUUGGAUCUCAGAUAUUACCUGAGCAAGACAUGUUUGGACAUGACAUCAGUGACGUAGAGUUAGAAGCACUGAAAUACAGUCUACCUCCGGAUUUGGCUCUAGAGGAAAAUUCUGAUGAUGAUAUUAUUGGAUCCGAUGUGAGUUUCGAUGAGAAAAUCCCACAGUUGGAUGGUGUUGGCGAUUUUGGCAGUAAGAAAAAAACCAAGCAAAAUAGAAGAAGAAGAAGAGUUCUGGUUGAAAAUGCUGCCACAGAAAUGUAUCCCAUGUCAGACGGAGAGGAAAUCUUAAUGAGCUCUGGCCCUCUAAAAGAUGAUUUCUGGCCAGAAUCUGAAAAACAAGAAACUCUAGAGGAAAUAUUCAGCGACGAAGAGCCGUAUAACAGUCCGGUGAACAAUAUUGAGGACAGCUGCGUGUCAGUGGAUAUCGGCACAAUGAACGUAGAUAUAAUCAGCAGUUUUGAAACUGUAUUGAGAGGAGAUCCUUCCUUUGUGUCAGGCGAUUUAGCUUCGGAGGAUGUUAUGUUUCAACCUCUUAGUGUGGAGGACGACUGUGAAAAGAAAAGUGAGAAUUUAGAUGAGAAGAAACUUGUUGACAAAAACAGUAAUUUCGACUCGGUGCCUUCAUUGAACAACUCACUUGAUCCGACGGACAUGUUGGCCACUAAUGGGGAUGAGUUGCUGAAUACUUCACAGCUGGAUGAGAUUCUAAAUGAAGACUUGAACAAAGGACUUCAAAGUAUUUGUGAGAAGAGUCCAACUCUAGAAUAUGAACUAGAGAGACCUGAAGAUUCUCCUUGUCGUUUCAAUACAGAUCAAGAAAUGCUCCCAGGAAAUAUAGAUUCACUUGUUGAGUAUUUGGAUACCGUUGGCAUUGAAGAUUCCGAAAAUGGAUCAGUUGGGGAAGUUACUGACAGUAUUGAAGAUGUCGGAGAAGCAAAUUUACAAAAUCAGAAAACAUUAGAUGAAUUUGAAAUUAUAGAACUGAACCCUUUUGAUAAUGUUCUUGAAAAUAAAACUUUGACACCAAUUGAAACAAUACAACCAGAAUUGAACAAUGAAAAUACUCCAGUGAAACACCAGAAGGGAAUAACUAGUUCUAUUUCCCCCCCAAAAAAGGAAAUAAAUACUUCUCAACACACAAGACCAAAGAAAAAAACAUACAUCAGAUGGACAAAGAAGAAAAAUAGUUUUCCAGGUUGUAACUUUCCUUCUUUUCAUAUGAGUCGGAAAGAGAUUGAGAAAUAUUUCUCCCAGUUGGAUUCUGUCAAAAACUACCUAACGUCAAAAACAGAUUUUGAAGGCUCACAUCCCAUACUGUGGUGUCCUUUGAGGGAAAAUCCUAACAUAGAAAACAAGGGACAAAAAAUACAAACUAAAUCUAAAGCUAAAGCUUCUAAAAACACUACCAAAAAGUCUAAACUAUCUUAUAGCAAACAAAACGAGGAAUCAAAAGUACAAACAAACUCUAAAGCUAAAGCUUCUAAAGGUCUAAAGGCCAUAAAGUCUAAAUUAUCUUAUAGCAAACAAAACGAGGAAUCAAAAGUACAAACAAACUCUAAAGCUAAAGCUUCUAAAGGUACCACCAUAAAGUCUAAAUUAUCUUAUAGCAAAGAAUUAAAAAAGAAACAUCAAAUAAACCGAAAAAUAAAGGAAAACCUGAAGAAGAAACUCAAAUGCUCAAAUGAAGAAAUAUUGAAAUUAAUGAGUUGUAAAGUUGUCCUGAAAAACUUGUCACUUAAUGAUAUUCAUUUCCUUUCAAAAAAUCCAACAAGAAAUUUGACCAAAAUCCAAACAGAUGCAUCCAACAAUAACUUGAAGAAACAAGUCCAGAAAAGUAAGUUAUCACAAAAUGCUAAAAAGCCAAAUAAAACCAAACUUUCUUUAUCGGCCAUAAAUUUGAAUAAGCAAGAAAGCCCUAUGAGAUCUAAAGAAAAGAAAUCUCCUAAAACUGCCAAAAGUUCAAACACAUCUGUGAAAACUUUAGUAAGUGGAGAUCUAUCAUCCCAAGAUGUAAAAGCCAAACCUAAAAAUACUAAUCAGAAAAAAACUGACUCCUCAAAAAAGGUGCCUACCCAUGUAACUAAAAGAGUAGAAGAUAUUGACAUAUUAAAGACAAAAACUGAAUUAUUUGAUGAAAAGAUAACUCAAUGUGAUAGAGUGCUUGUGAAAAAGAGCAAACUUGUAGAACUUCAUUCUCAAGUCAAGAGUAGCAAAAGUGGGAAAAAGAAGGAUAAAAGUGGCAAAAAUACACUUGAAACCCCUACCGAGGCACCUUGUGAGAAAAAAUUUGUAGAUUCUCAAGAAGACCAAAGCACUAGUAUUGAGUUUGAUAAGAAAUGUGUGAUAAAAUUGUUACCACUUGCUUAUGAAAAAUUAAUUGAAAUAAUAAGUGGGAACAUUGAUACGACCAGCAUAGCAUCAGACAAUAUCUCUGGCAACUCAUCUGUAACCCAGGGAAUCAGAGAGGCUUCAGAAGCUGUCAGUGAAGAUAAGACUUGUUACCCUCUGGUUAAGGUUGAAAAGCUAGUCAUUUCUAGUGGUGAGUCUGUCACUCAAAACAAAGAAACAGAUUCUAACACAAAAUGGGAAACUUCCAGUUUAAUAAACCCCAGUUACCCAGUUAUAUUACCUGGAGCAAAGUCACAAAACAAACCAAGUGAAAACCGUAAGAGGCAUUUGAGAAUUUAUUCUCUGGAUGGUACAGUAGAUAGCUCGUCCUCUGAUGAAAAUAUAGAAGAUAAACAGAGUACCAGUAAACCACAAGAGAAUCCUGUCUUGUACAGCACCCCGAACAAGCGAAGAAAAUCUAAAUCAUGUCGUUCGCCUAGAAAUUAUGUUCCUUUAAAUAUAGAAAUCAAAAAAUCACCCAAGAUGAAGCCAAAGAAUAAAACCAAUGAAAGCGAGUCAGCUUUAGAAAGGUUUUCUGAAAAUACCACUGGAGUUGCACCAGUAAAAAGUAAUGAUCCAGUUCUUGACAAAGAAGCAAAAUUAAAGUGUCUUGAGAAAAAGCUUUUGAAACCAUCAGUUUUAAUAGAAAGGUUACCAUUAACAAUAAACAAAUCUGGCAAUGCUGAGGUGGUGGACAUCAAUCAGCCUUCAACUUCUUCCUCUUCUCUUCACCCAGUAAAACGAUUGAAGGUCUUUGUGAAACGACUGUCACUGGAUACACCAGAAGACUCGCCAGAACAUGUAAGGGUGUCCCAGUUGAGGAGGAGAUUUCAACGAAGCUUCAGCCUCCCCGCCACUUCUGAAGAGAAAACCAGAUCUAAAAAGACGAACCUUGAGUCUAACGGUUCAUUAAUUGUAUCCAGAAGCAAAUAUGUUGAAGUAAAUACUCCUUUGACGGACAAAGGGACUAAAGUAAGAAAAUCUCUUAACUUUCCUGUGCAAGAAGAAACGCAUCGGGACAUUCCUAGUGCUUCGGUGCCUAAAAGAAAGCAAAUAACAGAACGUAAAAUAAGUACGGAUAUAUUUGAGGCUAGUAGUACUCCAGAAAGUCCUCCCGCACUGUCCAACCAUAGCGAAACUUCAUCUGACUUUUUUAGGUUAUCAGGCAUGACCAAAAGUAACACACCAGACUACGAGAGAGAUGAGAUGAUAAUCCCGCCCUCGCUAGAUAACACAAUUCUCACUCUCAAUCUUUCUGAAUGUGGUUCAGAAAACACAAGCCUCGAAGAUAUAGAUGGAGAUCCUCACUGUUUGGAAAACCUCACAAUAUUCACACCAGCCUUUUAUGCACCAUCACGAUCAGAAGUGUUAGCUAAACUGAGAGAUUACGGUUUACCUGAAGUAGUGAAUGAAGAACCGUUCUACAGUGACCCAGGUGAUGUUUCCAAAGCGUGCGAAGUCGGAAGCACUUUGUUAAAGCUGCAAAGCAAAUCGGUUGUUCACAUGGAAGAAUUUGAAGGAACUUUUGGUUCUAUCACCAAAUGGAGGAAGGAAUCAUCGAAAAUGUGUUACAAAGGUUCAUCACCAUCAAGAUCUAAUAGAGCGUUAAUUAUAACACCUUUGAAACCACCACCGUCACGAAUGCAGGCAAAAGAGUGGUUGAAAACAAAAGUAGUAAAGAAAAACGUAGAAGUUCCAGAGGUUAGGAAAAGUGUGAAAAUUACUUUACCUUCAAGUCCAGGGAACUCUGUUGACGGCGAUGACGACACAGAUAAUAGCUUGACGAUUUCUCAGUGUACACCGCUUUCUAAAACAUCCGUCGAUUCUGACUCAAGCAAUGUUCAAUCAGAAGCCACGCCUGAAGUAGUUUUGAGCAACACCUCUAAAACGAGUCCUUUGAUGGCAAGCACACCUGUAAAUAAUCCGUCGACAUCAUCUGUGUCCAAAAGAAGAUUUUCUCGGCCUUCCUCGGGAUUUCGAAAAUCCUUGCCAUUAAUCAAGGAAGAAAAUCUGAAUCUUGAAAAAAAACUUCACCAUGAUGUAAACUCUCAGACAGCCUCAGUCUCAGUAUCUGACAGUACUAAGCUGAUGUCAGAUUCAGGGAUACAAAGGUUACUUUCAGGACACGUCAGUCCAGCGUCCAUGAGUUGCCAGAUAGAUGCUGUGACUCCAGACAACUCUGGGAACUAUCGACUGGAGUUGGAGAAUCUACAGGAUGUCAAACUAGUACAAGAACACCAGUUUCUGACGAUACUCAGCAUGGAGCUGCAUAUUCACACUAGAGGAGAGUUGAAGCCUAAUCCUGAUCAUGACGCUAUAUGCUGUGUCUUCUACAACAUCACUAACGACUGUCCAGAUACCUCGAUAGCAAACAUAACUGGUGUUAUUUAUGUCAAAGACAAUGGUAAAGAGGAGAAGAUGCCCCAGUUUCGAUGUCAGCUUCAUGCUGUAGCCGAUGAACCUUCACUGAUUGCAGCUUUUGUAGCUCUUGUCAGGAAAUGGGAUCCUGAUAUAUUUGUCGGCUAUGAGAUAGAGCUGUUAUCUUGGGGCUACCUACUGCAGCGAGCCUACGUCCUCAACCUGAAUCUUGUGGUCGAGCUGUCGAGGGUAAGUCGACCAUUUGAGGGGCGCGCAGAGAGUGAGGCGAAGCAAGUGAGCGAUGAUGACUCAGAGAUACGCCUGACAGGACGUAUCGUACUCAACUUGUGGCGAUUCUUGAGACAUGAGGUUGCUCUUCAGAGUUACACAUUUGAAAAUAUGAUGUAUCAUGUGCUUCAUCAGAGAGUUCCUUUGUUCUCCUUUGGUACCCUCGCCUCGUGGUGGGCUCACAGGACCAAACUCUACAGGUGGUUGGUGUUGGACCACUACAUCACGCGAGUGGAGGGGACAGCGAAACUGAUGCGACACGUGGACCUUGUUGGCCGAACUAGUGAGUUUGCUCGACUGUUUGGAAUCCAGUUUUACGAAGUUCUUUCACGAGGCUCUCAGUUCAGGGUAGAGUCUAUGAUGCUCCGACUUGUCAAGCCGUUAAACUACGUGGCCGUCAGUCCAAGUGUGCAACAGAGAGCAAGGAUGAGGGCUCCGGAGAGUCUACCUCUCAUAAUGGAACCUCAGUCUAGAUUUUACACAGAUCCAGUUAUAGUUCUGGACUUCCAAAGCUUGUAUCCCUCGAUCAUCAUUGCAUACAACUACUGCUACUCAACUUGCCUGGGCAGAGUGGAACAUCUAGGACGAUCUGAGCUGUUUGAGUUUGGCUGUACCCAGCUGCGUGUGCCGGUCAGAGAGCUGUUGAGACUAAAGGGCAGUUUGAACUUCUCCCCGUGCGGAGUGGCGUUCAUCAACCAGUCCGUAGUGAGAGGAGUAAUGCCUCGUAUGUUGCAGGAGAUUCUCAACACCAGGCUAAUGGUUAAACAGUCAAUGAAAGAAAACAAAGAGAACAAGACGCUACAGAGAGUGCUGCACAAUCGCCAGCUGGGUCUAAAGUUGAUUGCCAACGUAACGUAUGGAUACACGGCUGCAAACUUCUCUGGGAGGAUGCCUUGCAUUGAGUUGGGAGACAGUGUGGUGAGCAAAGCGAGAGAAACGUUGGAGAGAGCCAUCAGUCUAGUCAGCAACAACAAUCAGUGGGGAGCACGAGUCAUUUACGGCGAUACAGACUCCAUGUUUGUGCUGGUGCCCGGCAAGUCUCGACAGGAAGCUUUCCGAAUCGGCGCGGAGAUUGCUGAAGCUGUGACAAACGACAACCCUCAACCUGUCAAACUCAAGUUGGAGAAGGUUUAUCAACCUUGCUUGCUACAGACCAAGAAAAGAUAUGUCGGCUACAUGUAUGAAAGUCCAAAUCAAGAAGAGCCAGUGUACGAUGCCAAAGGAAUUGAAACGGUCAGAAGAGAUGGUUGCCCCGCUGUUGCCAAAGUGUUAGAGAAGACGCUCAGACUGUUGUUUGAGACGAAGGACGUAAGUCUGGUGAAGCGUUACGUUUGUCGUCAGUUCACCAAGGUGAUGUCCGGGAGGAUCAGUGUGCAGGACCUGACGUUCGCCAGAGAGUACCGCGGCGCUGCUGGGUACCGUCCCGGUGCUUGUGUGCCUGCCCUAGAAUUGGCCAAGCAAGGUCGUGCUGUAGACCCCCGCAGUGAGCCCCGGGUGGGAGAGCGAGUGCCAUACGUGGUAGUGGCGGGGGCGCCAGGUCUACCCCUUAUACGGCUGGUACGUUCCCCGUCUGCAUUGCUACUAGACCCAGGACUGAGAGUCAACGCAGAGUACUACAUCACUAGGGUGAUUGCUCCUCCUCUGGACCGCUGCCUGUCCUUGCUUGGAGCUCAUGUCACAUCUUGGUACGCUGAGCUUCCUCGCAAGCAGCAUGUGUACCUCCCCAAUGUUGAGGGUCAGCGUGUGGGCAGCAAGAAGGCUACGAUCUCACAGUACUUUGUGACCAGCGGGUGUGUUGCGUGCGGGUGCAUGACAUCGCGCGGUGUGUGCGACCCGUGUCUGCUGCAACCUCAACAGCUGAGCGUCACCCUGAAUACACAGGUGCUCAACUGGGAGCGGAAAAUGGCUUUGGUAACAAAGAUUUGUCAGUCUUGCUGUGGCCGAAUGAGUGACAUAGAUUGCAUUUCGAUGGACUGUCCCACGCUGUAUCGUCUCUAUCAGGCUCGCAAAGACCUCCGACAAGCUGAUUAUGUCCGCAGCCUGCAGCAGGAGUUCCUUAGUUUCUAAACCAUACUUUCAAAUCCAUGGAAUUAAUUUUAAAUACCUAUUUUUAUGUAUAAAAAAUUUCUAAUGCACAAAAAAGUUUUAGAUCACUAAGAAAGAUGUCUACCAAAAACAUUGUAAAUGCUCAAGGUGACUCUCUUCCGAAGCAGGACUGUACAUGAUACAUUUUCUCCACUUGAGUUGCAAAGAGCUCCUUCCUAUAUUUAAGCUUGGAGUAGACAUUAGUAACAAAUGUUCGGAGGUCUGAUCUACAACGUGUUUUUGUGGCUUCAGUAGACACUUAAAAGAUCAAAGUUUAUAUUUUUAUGAAACUUUACACCUUUAUAUAAUGUUACGUAUCCACUGCUGAUGCAUCAAAAUAGGACAAAUGAUUUUUGUUCUUAGUAAGUUGUAUUUUUAUAUUUAAUCCUAAAAUUGUAAAAAGUGUAAAAUGUAUGUAAGCAAGUUUUGUUAUACUAUUUUAA